This is a messenger RNA of Physeter macrocephalus (sperm whale), 2601 nucleotides long. It is a transcript of the gene NDUFAF1, whose product is annotated as NADH:ubiquinone oxidoreductase complex assembly factor 1. The record is from RefSeq and is a predicted model, not a curated record. The transcript is spliced from 5 exons. Gene Ontology annotation, biological process: mitochondrial respiratory chain complex I assembly; mitochondrial electron transport, NADH to ubiquinone. Bases 194 to 1180 code for a protein of 328 amino acids. Lineage: Eukaryota; Metazoa; Chordata; Mammalia; Artiodactyla; Physeteridae. Gene Ontology annotation, cellular component: mitochondrion.
UCGGGAAAAGUCGGGCUCGGGCGGAAGUCACUCUGAGGCGUCGGCAGGGGAAGCCAGGGAACGCCAGCCGGGAGUUGGAGCGUCCGGGGCUUGUGAGAGCCACACGGCCCUAGCAGGUGGAAUUGGGCUAUUUGAUGAAGCUUCUUUCCCUGGUAGGCCAGGGAAAAAUUUACAUUUUGACUUUCUUUUAAUCAUGGCUUUGUUUCAUAAAUUGCUGAAUGGCACUUAUAUUCUCAGAAAAUGCCCGAAGCCACGUGUGGCCUCUUGUCCAUUUUUGGGUACUCACUUUGCAGAUUAUUGUUCCAGCAGUCUUGAGAAACCAGUGGCUGCUCCUGGCAAAGCCUCUUCUCAGAGGAAGACUGAAGGGAAUUUGGAAGGACAUCACCAGAGAGAAGUUGCUCUGGAUAUAACUUCUCCUGAGGACACGCCUGAAGUUAGUUUUGAUAAAGCAAUUAAAGAAGAAAUAAAGGACCAUUUUAGGCGUUUGAAGGAUGAUAUUGUGAAUCAUUGGAUAGGGCCUGAAGGCCGCCCUCUGCAUGAGGUCUUGAUGGAACAAGCCAAGGUUGUCUGGCAGUUCCGUGGCAAAGAAGAUUUGGAUAAGUGGUUAGUGACUUCUGAUAAGACGAUUGGUGGCAGAAGUGAAGUGUUCCUGAAAAUGGGCAAGAGUAACCAAAGUGCACUGCUGUAUGGAACUCUGAGCUCUGAGGCACCCCAGGACGGGGAGAGUGACCGAAGUGGAUACUGUGCAAUGAUAUCCAAGAUUCCAAGGGGCCCUUUUGAGAGGAAGAGGUUUUAUGAUUGGUCCCAGUUCAACACUCUGUAUCUUCGUGUCCGUGGAGAUGGUCGGCCUUGGAUGGUGAAUAUCAGGGAGGACACGGAUAUAAUCCAGAGGAAAGAUCAGAUGUACAGUUACUUCAUGUUCACCCGUGGGGGGCCCUACUGGCAGGAGGUCAAGAUUCCUUUCUCCAAAUUUUUCUUCUCUAAUCGAGGAAGAAUCCGGGAUGCCCAGUACCAGCUUCUGCUUGACAAGAUCUCUUCUAUCGGAUUCACCCUGGCUGAUAAAGUGGAUGGUCCAUUCUUCCUAGAAAUAGAUUUUAUUGGAGUAUUUACUGAUCCAGCCCACACAGAAGAAUUUGCCUAUGAAAAUUCUCCAGAGCUUAAUCCAAGACUUUUUAAAUAGAGAUCAUGUAGUAUUUCUAUAUUACUAAACUAAGGAUAGUAGAAUCCACAAUGACACAAAAAUAAAGUACUUCUUUAAUGGCAUCCAAACAAUGGCUGGUAUGUAUUCCCCAAAACAUAGCUAAAUGCUGCUGCUAAGAGAGACCAGGAUCUAAGCUGUACCUUAAUUUAAAGAAUCAAGUACUGAUGCAGAGGUACUAUGUAAAUAACUGUUUUUGGUUAGAAUGAUUCCUAUUAGCAACAGUUCCUAUAUAAGUAGGUGGUUUCCAAAGCAGGGAGUCUCUGAGGUGACUGUUUAUGGCCCUCUACCAUUCUAUUCCUUAUAGGUUUCUUCUGUCUUCUAAUCUAUCAGGAUAGGAGACUGUUGAAGAAUAUUAAGGUGCUGUAGUAGUCACUGGGAAAAGAUACCUGUUUUAGUCUGCCCAAGCUGCUAUAACAAAUUACUAUAUACUAGGUGGCUUAAACAAAACACAUGUUAUUUCUCACAGUUCCGGAGGCUGGGAAGUCCAGGAUACCUGGUGUCUGGUGAGUGCUUCUCGGCUUGUAGACAGCUGCCUUCUUACUGUAUCCUCACAUGGAGAGAACAAGUUCUAGUCUCUUUCUCUUCAUAUAAUAGCACUAACCCCAUCAUGAGGGUGCCACCUGCCUGACCUAAUAACCUCCCAAAGGCCUCCAAGUAUACCUCAAAGUACCAAGUCACAUUUGGAAUUAGGAUUUCAGUAUAUGAACUGGGCUGGGGGGGCACGGACACAAGCAUGCAGUCCAUAACACCUGCAUAGCUGGUUCUCCAAAGAUGCAUGAUCCUUACCAGUUCUUACUUUAUAGACUAAUGUCCCCAAGGCUUCCCCAGUCGUUUUUGAUAUUAGAGAUUGCAUAUACCAAAAAUAAGACCCUGAUUAACACAGUUUAAACUGAUCAAUUCUUGUCAUCUUAGAGAAAGAAGUAGGAAACUCUAUGAUAUAGCCAGAGUACCCUACGAGAGCCAAGUUUAAAAUAAGAGAAUACACAAAGGCUGAUAGCUUUCCCAUCAUCUUGGCCUAAAAUACCUAUUUUGUAUGUUUUCAUGUAAUUAUCUGUUUUUCAGCUUUAUUCAGGUAUAAUUUACAUAACAUAAAGUUCAUGUUUUAAGUAUACAAUUCAGUGAUUUUUUAGUUUACUUACAGAAUUGUUCAGUCUUUUUUUUUUUUUUGGCCAUGCCUCAUGGCUUGCUGGAUCUUAGUUCCCCGACCGGGGAUUGAACCCAGGGCCACGGCAGUGAAAGCACCAAAUCUUAACCACUGGACUGCCAGGGAAGGCCCAGAAUUCUGCAGUCUGUCUUUACAUAAACUAAUUCUAGGAAAUUUGUCAGCCUAGAAAGAAACCUCAGUGCCUCUUUGCAGUUACUCUUCAUUCCCACUCUCAGCCCCACAAUUACUAAUCUAC